This is a messenger RNA of Nymphaea colorata (pocket water lily), 2874 nucleotides long. RefSeq names its product heat shock 70 kDa protein 3-like. The record is from RefSeq and is a predicted model, not a curated record. The transcript has 2 exons. Gene Ontology annotation, biological process: cellular response to unfolded protein; protein refolding. Gene Ontology annotation, molecular function: ATP-dependent protein folding chaperone; misfolded protein binding; ATP binding. Gene Ontology annotation, cellular component: cytoplasm. NCBI's taxonomy places the organism in Eukaryota, Viridiplantae, Streptophyta, Magnoliopsida, Nymphaeales, Nymphaeaceae. Bases 1 to 2874 code for a protein of 957 amino acids.
AUGGCGCAAAAGGAUUCGGGCCUUGCAAUCGGCAUCGAUCUGGGGACGACGUACUCCUGUGUGGGAGUGUGGCGGUCUGGCAGGGUCGAGAUCCUCCCAAAUGAAGUGGGCCUCAAGAAAACUCCCUCCUACGUUGCCUUCCCUGAUACAGGCCGUCGCAUUGGCGAAGAAGCAAAGAGCCGUGCUGCUUUCAACUCCACUAAAACCAUUUUCAAUAUCAAGCGCUUGAUGGGUAGGCGCCCUUUUGACCGCAAAUUUCCGGUCGGGGACAUUAAGAAGCUCUGGCCUUUCGAGGUGAUCUCCGAACCUCAGGUGCAGCGCCGCUAUAUGAUACGCGUCAAUUACAGGGGUGAGGAUAAGCUCUUUUCACCAGAGGAGAUCUCAUCGAUGGUUCUCGCAAAGAUGCGCGACAUCGCCGAGGCCUAUCUUGGCACCACUGCCAGGAAUGCUGUCAUCAGCGUUCCUGCCUGCUUCAACACGGCUCAGCGCCAGGCCACCAUGGACGCUGGUGCCAUCGCCGGAUUGAAUGUCAUGCGCCUUAUCAAUGAGCCCAGUGCCGCUGCCCUUGCCUAUGGUUUCGUCAGGGAUGUGGGGUGGGAGGGCAAGAAAAACAUCCUAGUCUUUGAUCUCGGGGGUGGCACUUUAGAUGUCUCUCUGCUGAAUAUCGAUGAGGGAACCUUCAAGGUCAUGUCCACGGAAGGAGAUACCUGCCUGGGUGGCGAAGACUUCGACGAUGCCAUGGUUGACUAUUUUAUUGAGAGGUUCAAGGAGAAGCAUAAGCGGGAUAUAAGUUGCAGCUCCAGGGCGGUCAUGCGUCUAAAGGCUGCAUGUGAGAAAGCGAAAAUUGCACUGACUGUGACCAAAGAAACCACCAUCGAGAUCGACCGCUUGUACGAAGAAAUCGACUUUUCCGCCACCAUCACUCGCUCCCUGUUUGAGAAGUUGAACAAUCGUCUUCUCAUGAAGUGCAAAGAGAUUGUUGCGAAGUGCCUGAGGAACGGCAAGGUGAGCCCAAGGCACAUCGACGAGGUCCUUUUGGUUGGUGGAUCGACUCGAAUUCCGAUGGUGCAAGAAAUGUUGAUUGGGUACUUUGGUAUGGAACUUUGCAAGGCCAUAAAUGCCGACGAGGCUGUUGCUUAUGGCGCCACGCUCCAAGCAGCCAUGUUGACAAGGGAGGGCAAUGAAGAGAUGCCGAAACUGGCCCUUGAAGAUGUGACUGCUUUGGACUUUAAUAUCUUUGUCAAUGGCACAAAUCAGAAAACUGCGUUUCCAAAGAACACCGCGAUCCCGCCCGUGAAACCUUUCAUUUUCCCCUGGGACAAAUGCGUACAUUUUCUUGAUGUCUAUGAGGAUAAGGACAACUACUUUCUCGAAAGAUUACGCUCACAAUGUGAAUUUGCUCCGAAUGCCAGGGCGCGCUUCUAUAUUGAUGAAAAUGGUAUUUUGAGUGUCUCAAUUCAGAACACAAACACCAAGCAAAAAACUAUGGUUUCCGUCCCCACAAGUCGGCUAAAUCGAGACGAGAUAAAAAGGAUGGCGCAAGACGCCGAGGUGUACAACUUUCAGGAGGAGGAGCACAAGAACAGGGUAAAGGAAAAAAACUCAUUGGAGAAGUAUAUCUACGAUUCGAGGAAGGCCAUCAAUGAUAAGAUGAUAGAGACCAAGCUGGAUUCUGCCGAUAAAAAGAGGAUUGAGGUUGCCAUCGAGAACCGCAUCGAAUGGUUGGCAACUCACCAGCUCGUACCUGCGGAAGAGUACAGGGACAAGAUGGUCGAGUUGCAAAAUGUGUGCGGUCACAUCCUCAACAAGAUUCGUGAGGAAGAAGAGCAGGAGAGGAGCAGUGACCUCUCUCCCAAUCGCGGUGCUGGUCCCAGUGUUAAAGCCAGCGACUGUGGUUGUAGCAGCAUUAAUUGCAUAUCUAAGGCCAACCCGCCUCAAUCAGAUGAUAUUACUGAGUCGAAUAUCAGUAGUGAGAUCAUCAUUCAUCCUAUAAAUGACGCCGACGAAGUUUAUCAUGGCAGUCCUGAAUUGGUGGUUGAGAGCUUUUUUCUCAAUGACGGUGCCACUUCAAAAAUUGGAAUUACGUUUCCUCCCACCAACUCUAAGGUUGAAUUCACGAGCGAAACGAAAUUGACGAUUUGCAACAAUGUGGAUACUGCUCUCCUCCCUAAAAUUUUAUCAAAAUUAAGAGAAUGGGCGGUCGCUGUGGCUCAGAAUACUUACAACGAGUUGGUCCGUAUGUUGCAUGCCAAGAGUGAGCACAGAAGCUUUCCCGCCAUUGCCGGUGCUGAUUCUCAAUCUCAAGAUAUCAAACGUCCUCCUCCGGACGACAGUAGCGCUUGUGCUGAAACCACGGAGGCCGCCACCCAUUUAGACGGUGGUGCUACUCAUAAUAUGGAAAUCAAAGGACAUUCGCCUGGAGCUGGCGUUGGUUCUGACAAUCAUCCUAGCAAUUGUGGCGGUACUGAUCACGAAGAAAAGGAGGGUCAUGGUGCCGUGGCCGAAACUAAUGCCGAGGGUUCCCCUUCCAACAGCAGAACCCAGUCCAAAGGCGAUCUUCGUGAUCUUUCCCCCAAUGGUGGUAGCUCGAUGGCUGAUCAGGUGUCCCACACGUCCUCUCCUGAUGCCAACUUUGGUUCCGGUUCGACUCUCUCUGAUGAAAAUCCUGGUAACAACGCCUCUUCCGGUAAUCAAGAUGACGUUUCAACCAAAGAGUUACAUGUUCCUACUUCCAACAUUGAGGGUGAACCGGAUCCCGAAACCAGUGUUUCUUCUGCGUCUGAUGGACAAGACGAGAUGGCUCGGGCCAAUGACCCUCCUACCGAUGGUGGGUUGGCGGGAACAGUACCUCCAGGACAGAACAGCAGCGCAUGA